UCCCCCUCCAAUACUACUAGGUUUAACUGACUGCCACGAUGACAAUUCGGUAAAAAAAAAAAAAAAAAAACCACAUUCUCCUUCGGCCGGGCAAAUGGCGACCGCAUCGCCAGGACCCAUGCCGCCAAAAGGUGGUCCGACAACCAGCCUAAAGGCACCAGCAACAUCAAGCACCAAUCCCGAGUCCGUCACCUCUUCCACUGGCAGCAAACCUUCUAAUUCGCCUCGUGUGACUCCACCUCCUUCGGCGCCUCGUCGACCCACGCGUCCUAUAUCCUCCGACUUCUUGUCCGACAAGGCCACCGCUGCCUUGAUACGUCGGGUCCUUUGCGCCCAACAUUUGGCUGAUAGGGGGAGGAGCACACCUGCACCCAUUCAGGACUUACUUCCACCUCUUACUAGCCGCAAUGAUGUGGACCUUCAGUUGUACGCCCUCAUAGCCAUUAUCAUAAAGGAAUUUGUACAGAACUGGUACACCAAAAUCACGCCAGAUGAGACGUUUGUUGCUGAGAUUGUGCAAAUCAUUGCCCAUUGUACCCGCGCAUUGGAACAAAGGUUACGGAAGGUAGACCUCGAGAGUUUGUUGUUCGAUGAGCUACCAGAACUGCUAAAUGCUCACAUCCGAGCUUAUCGGACCGCAAAGAAUUCAGUAGCUCGUCCACCAGUAGAGGCCAAUCCACGUGAGAUCUACCAUUCGCUCUGGCCACUACCAGCCCUGUCCCCAGUACCCAAGUCGGAGGAUAGCAGCAUCAUCCAAGCUCAGGCAGACAAUGAAAGUACAUACCGUCAACUCCUAGUUCGGGGAGUCCUGGCCGUGCUACUUCCGACGGAAGAUCUCGAGAAUGAAUGCCUGACGGCGCUGGUGGGACAGCUAUUCUCAGAACUCGUUAUUGGCAAUCUAAUUGCCAAUAAAGUUUCGGAGCCAUGGCUCAUCUGGGAAGGUCUCAUCAUUCUGGCAAGAGUAGCGCAUACGAGAGGCACAGUUGAAGCUUCUAGGCUUCGAAAUACCAGCCCGGCCAUUAAUCUAAAGGCGGGCUACGGCAUCAGUUCCCCGUCUAAGAGCAAAAAGGGCUUGUACGUCCAGCAGGCAUUCUGGUCUCUGAUCCAGUGGGGUUUCAUUAUUGUAAACUCGAUACGAUUCAUCAUCAGCACAAUUAUGCUCUCUCGAACACUUCCUCCAAGGUCUAACCCUACUCUUAUCCGCCAAGUAGACCAAGCCUCUCAUGGUAAUCGGAAAGAGUCCUACCACCCUCCACCAACUCCCGAGGCUUACACACAGCCAGUCAAAGUCCCCAUCGCCAACUUCAAAUUCUGGUCUUGCGUUGGGAACCUGCUCGAAAUAGACACUCGCAUGCCAUGGAUGAGCGGAGCCUUAUCCAUGGUUCAAUGGGGAGCAGUCAGAGGCCCUGGGCAGCUCGCAGGGUUUAAUGGGAUGAUCGAUAGACUUCUCUCACACCAUAUUCACGCCUAUGUUCUCGAUCCUACCCGUCUUCCCCCGCUCCUUCGAGUUGUGCGCGGCGCCGUCUUCCCCAAUAACGCCCCAGGCGCAUCCAGCCUGAUUCCUCCUUCAUCCGAUGAGCAGCUGGCCGCCCUGCGUCGCAGGUGCGCUAACGCGCUUUUGGCGCUUGUUCCGAAGAGGGUGGGCAGGCUUUAUUAUAGUAGCAGUACCUGGCCUUGGUCCACCAGAUCGACCAAUGCUCCAAAGGGUCCGAGUUCGCGGUCCGGACCGUCCAAGGGCAGCAGUAAUAACGCCGCACAUAAUACCAAUAGCACUGGAGAGGAAGUUGCACGCGUGCGGCUUACCGAGGACGGCAAAUCUGUUAGAGACAGUCAUGCAACGUUGACCCCAGAAGGUUCAAAGCGGCAAUUUGGGGAAACCGGUGUGCAGCCGACCGAGGUCGGUGGCGAUCUUCAGGCUGACAUGUGUGACGAGGCCGAUGACGAAGAUGAGAGCCGAAUCAUAUCAGAGAUAGAUACAGACAUUCUUGAUGUCUUCUCAGAUGCCUAUUGCAACAAGCAUCUGGUGUAUGGGAUCCUGGAGCUCAUUCUCGUGCGCCUCAUGCCCGAACUAGCCGAGAAGGGGAUUACUGAAUUAUGGGAAGAGCGACUAAACUAACUAACGAAGGGCCAGUCCAUCGGUUCUCGUAAACGAAAUAAGUAAUGGGAGGAGAAAUUCCGGCAAAGUAGGAUGGAGGAUGGAGAGUCGCCUAGACUUUCUGUUCGAUCUCUCGGCAUUACCUGC
Messenger RNA from Hypoxylon fragiforme, 2242 nucleotides. RefSeq names its product PXA domain-containing protein. Gene Ontology annotation, biological process: early endosome to late endosome transport; endosome to lysosome transport; protein targeting to lysosome. Gene Ontology annotation, cellular component: early endosome; extrinsic component of endosome membrane; late endosome. Gene Ontology annotation, molecular function: phosphatidylinositol binding. The record is from RefSeq and is a predicted model, not a curated record. The transcript is spliced from 4 exons. NCBI's taxonomy places the organism in Eukaryota, Fungi, Ascomycota, Sordariomycetes, Xylariales, Hypoxylaceae. The coding region runs from base 95 to 2116 and encodes 673 amino acids.